Messenger RNA from Homo sapiens (human), 3226 nucleotides. It is a transcript of the gene BCDIN3D, whose product is annotated as BCDIN3 domain containing RNA methyltransferase. The transcript has 2 exons. The coding region runs from base 20 to 898 and encodes 292 amino acids. Gene Ontology annotation, molecular function: methyltransferase activity. NCBI's taxonomy places the organism in Eukaryota, Metazoa, Chordata, Mammalia, Primates, Hominidae. The record is from RefSeq and is marked reviewed. Gene Ontology annotation, cellular component: cytoplasm.
AGAGGCUGUGUUGAGGCUAAUGGCGGUGCCCACGGAACUGGAUGGAGGGAGUGUUAAGGAGACCGCAGCGGAAGAGGAAUCGCGAGUUCUGGCACCUGGCGCCGCCCCGUUCGGAAAUUUUCCUCAUUAUUCUCGCUUCCACCCUCCGGAGCAACGGCUCCGCCUCCUGCCCCCGGAGCUGCUUCGACAGCUCUUUCCUGAGAGUCCCGAGAACGGGCCGAUUCUGGGGCUCGACGUGGGGUGUAACUCCGGGGAUCUGAGUGUGGCUCUAUACAAACACUUCCUCUCCCUACCUGACGGGGAAACCUGCUCAGAUGCCUCAAGAGAAUUCCGUCUCCUCUGCUGCGACAUAGAUCCAGUCCUGGUGAAGCGAGCCGAAAAAGAAUGUCCUUUUCCUGAUGCCUUGACUUUUAUCACCCUGGACUUCAUGAAUCAAAGGACCCGGAAGGUUCUCUUGAGCUCUUUCUUAAGCCAAUUUGGACGUUCAGUUUUUGACAUUGGCUUCUGCAUGUCAAUAACCAUGUGGAUUCAUCUGAAUCAUGGAGACCAUGGCCUAUGGGAGUUCCUGGCCCAUCUUUCCUCCCUCUGCCACUACCUCCUUGUGGAGCCCCAACCCUGGAAGUGUUACCGGGCAGCUGCAAGGCGUCUCCGAAAGCUGGGACUCCAUGAUUUUGACCACUUCCACUCCCUUGCCAUCCGAGGUGACAUGCCCAAUCAGAUUGUGCAGAUCUUGACCCAGGAUCAUGGCAUGGAAUUAAUAUGUUGCUUUGGCAACACCAGUUGGGACAGAAGCCUUCUGCUCUUCAGGGCAAAACAAACCAUAGAGACUCAUCCAAUCCCUGAAUCACUGAUAGAAAAAGGGAAAGAAAAGAACAGAUUAAGUUUCCAGAAGCAGUGAGAUGGGAGGGCAAGAAGACCAAGAAAGAUAUUGAAAGGGUUUUAUAUUGAGAAUUAUGUUCAUUCUCCUUAAUUCCUUAACAAUCAGGCAGCCGCAAAACCUGGCAGGAGCUUUUGGUAAAAUGUCCAAGGCACAUAAUUGAAAGAAUCAGUAUCUGUUCCCCAUUGUUUGGAACAAAUCUUGAGGAGAAUGAAUCUGUGGAGUGAUGAGCUAGGAUAUCUGGAUUGAGAUGGCCUAGGAAAAGUGGUCCUGGUUAUGGGUUAUGGAGAGGGCUGCUUUUGGGGAUUAUUUAUAAAGAUCAGACUAGGCUAGUCUUAAAAUAUGUCAGUUCCUGGGCUCUCUGAAUCCUACCUGGUUUCUUCAGGCUUCUGGACUUGCUAGGCCUGCCUUUGGGCAAAACCUUAGUAAUUCAGGUCUGGAAUGGGGCUUAGGAAUCUAUUUUCUGUUUUUUUGUUUGUUUGUUUUUGCAUUCUUCUAUUGUAAUAUAUACAUAAAAUUUACCAUUUUAACCGUUUUUAAGUACAGUUUUUCAGAACGUGGAAAUCCCAUCAAAAAUUGGAUUAAAAAAUUAAAAGAUAAAUUGAUAAUUUUUUUAAAAGUAUACAAUUUUGUGAUAUUAAGUACAUUUCACAAUGAGGCAUCUAUUUUUAACAGCUCCCCCAGAUGAUUCUGAGGCAAGCAGAGGUAGACCAUACUUUGAGUGCUUACGGUUCCAUUCAGUCCUUCUCUAUGUAUUUUUCCUGGGGUGAGUUCUUCCCUAUGGUUUUAACAACUACCUACAUGCGGCCGGGCGCGGUGGCUCACGCCUGUAAUCGCAGCACUUUGGGAGGCCGAGGCGGGUGGAUCACGAGGUCAGGAGAUCGAGACCAUCCCGGCUAAAACGGUGAAACCCCGUCUCUACUAAAAAUACAAAAAAUUAGCCGGGCGUAGUGGCGGGCGCCUGUAGUCCCAGCUACUUGGGAGGCUGAGGCAGGAGAAUGGCGUGAACCCGGGAGGCGGAGCUUGCAGUGAGCCGAGAUCCCGCCACUGCACUCCAGCCUGGGCGACAGAGCGAGACUCCGUCUCAAAAAAAAAAAAAAAAAAAACAAAAAAAAAAACAACUACCUACAUGCUUAUGGUCCCCAAAUAUAUUGGUAGCCCGACAUCCACAGUUCCAGACUAGCAUUUUUCCUGUUUUGUCAUUAUAUCCCUUAGUUCUUAGGUACAUCAGAAUCAACAGAUCUCAAAAGCAAGCUCACUACCCUCAUUCAAAACCUAGUCCUAUCUCAUUUGAUAGUAAUCAUUGCUUAUGCUAGAAACCUCAGUUGAUUUUCUCACUUACACUCCCCCACAUUGAAAUGCUCUCAAAGUCCAGCAGCAAAUUCUAUCAAUUACAUGUAAGUUUCAUUCCAUACAUGUGUCCGGUGCCUGGUGGGAGGUUCCUAUAUUAAAGUCAUCUACCUUCCAUCCAUUGUCUGCCUUACAGCCACAGUUUACUCAUCUGUACAACGAAAUAACACCACUUUCCUUUUCCUAUGCCCAAAUGAGCUAAGGAUGUGAAGGUAUUUUGCAGAAUAUAGAGUGAUAAAGAAAAAUAAGGUGCUAUUACACUGUGUGAGCAUGCCGCAGACCACAACUGCACUUGUUAGACUGGAGGCUUAUGAGAAAAACAUCUCACCUUGUAGAAAACAUGCAUCUUACUAUCUCUGAUAACUUGUUUUUCAGGAUGAUGAAGUAAUAAGGAGUCCAGCUUCAGUGCUACAGAGCAUUUUAAAGGAAGCAGUGUUGGGAGGGAGGGAUAUGGAACUAAUGGAAAUGAGGCUAGUUUAUGAUGGUCUCAGUUAUCACAGUAGAUACAGAGCUGAGUUUACCCACAAGAUCUUAAUUUAGGAACACUUUGAAACCCUGUAACCCUGCUGGGUGCUCUCUCCUCUCACUCCACCAAGGCAGCGCACAGAAACAUACAUGGGGCUGUGGUAGGAUGAAUAAUGGUCCCCCAAGAUGUCCACCUCCUUUAGCAAAAGGGGCUUUGCAAAUGAGAUUGAGGAUCUUCAGAUAGGGAGAUUAAUCUGGAUGAUCAGAAUAUACCCUAAGUGCAAUCAUCAGUGUUCUUAUAAUAGGGAGGCAGAGGGAGAGCUGACCACAGUAGGAGAUGUAAUGACAAAAGCAAGAGGUUGGAGUGAUAUGAAGAAGGGCUGCAAGUCAAGGAAUGCAGGUGGCUUCUAGAAGUUAGAAAAAGCAAGAAAAUGUAUUCUCCCCUGAAGCCUCCAGAAGGAACAGCCCUGCCAACACCUUGAUUUCAGAUUUAAUCUCCAGAGCUGUAAGAGAAUAAAUCAGUAUUUUAAACCA